This is a messenger RNA of Centruroides sculpturatus (bark scorpion), 903 nucleotides long. Its product is annotated as patched domain-containing protein 1-like. The record is from RefSeq and is a predicted model, not a curated record. Bases 1 to 903 code for a protein of 300 amino acids. Lineage: Eukaryota; Metazoa; Arthropoda; Arachnida; Scorpiones; Buthidae. Gene Ontology annotation, cellular component: membrane. The transcript has 2 exons.
AUGCAGUGUGAUAAAGAGAAAUUUUACGCAGUUAAUCGAUAUUUAUCUUCGAGUUUUCGUCACCUCGGACGGCUGAUUGGACGUCAUCCAUUGUAUUUUGUGAUAAUUCCGUUUCUAUUCACUACACUCGCAGCUUUCGGUUUACUUAGGCUGCAAGUUAUUAAAGAUACUGAAUAUUUAUUUGUUCCACCACACGGAAGAACGUUGAAAGCCAGAUCAGAUAUUGAGAAGUUAUUUCCGGAAAAUGCUACAGACUUUGAUUUUACACGAAUGACAAGACUUAACGGUUUAAAUAUUAUUAUAGUCACACCUAAAGAUGGAGGAACAAUGAUUCGUGAAUACGUAUUUGAUGAAUUGCAAAUGCUGAACGAAAAGAUUCUUAAUGCAAAAAUAAAAUGGAAUAGACAAAAUAUAACGUAUCCGCUGGAGAUGAAUUCGUCGCAUAUUAACAUGGAUGCUAUUGACUUAGGAGGAGUUUCAACUGACGAAAACUGUUUUAUAACAGAUUUUCAUGCAGUUCGUUUAUUCUAUUUUGUCGACUACCAUAAUUCCAGCAAACAGGAAAUUGCGAAAAAAUGGAAAAAAGAAAUUUUUAAAAUAGUUUCUCAAAAUUCCUUCAACCAUAUCCACGUAUCAUUACUGAAUAGUAUUAGUAUCGACAGCGAAGUUGAUAAUAUAUUUGAAAAUAUCGUAUGGCAUAUUAUUAUUGGUGGAACAUCUAUGAUAACAUUUGCAAGUGUAACUUGUCUGACGAAGGACUGGGUGACAAGUAAACCGCUGAUUGGUAUUUCCGGUUGUAUUUCGUCCACGUUUGCUGUGGUAACUGCUUCUGGUCUGUUGCUCCUCUGCGGCAUGAAAUACUCCGGAGGCAAUACGAUUAUUCCGUUUAUAGUUGCAGGUUAG